AAUAUUGAACAAAUACUUUUAGCACUGAUAAAAGCAAAUAGGAGCAAUUCUUUUUUUAUAUUUUGUACAGUACUGGUUAAAUAAAAACUCAAAAUGAUAACAGAAUUAAUGCGAACAAAUCAGGACAUCUUUGUAAAUAUCUUUGCACUUGCAACGUAUUAAAUUACUUUAAAAUAUAGUAUUGAAAAAAAUAUUUCGUUUUCAAAAUUCCCGCCAUAACCUAAGUAGCGUACGUGAAAUGUUUUUUUUUCAUUUUUCGAUUUAAUUAUGGCGGACCUAGAAUGGUGUGUGAACGAAGUUCAUAAUCAUUUUGUGUGAGUGCAUACCAGUUGUGAAACGUUAAUGUGAUUGCUAAAAUUCAUCCGCACCGCAAAGGUGUAUGCCUGGGUGGGCGGAAACAAGAUAUGGCGGAGAAUAGAGGUUCGGACAACGUCGUUAUGCCGGACAUUACCGAAGUAUCCGAAGCCGAUCCCCUGUCGGCGGGGGCCGAUCACGAUGCCGACCGAUCUGAUGGCGGGGCUGUUUUGUCGACUGGAAUCAAAAAUACGAGAUUGUCUAGUGAUUCUAAUGGCGUCGUCACGGUACCAGUUUCUUUGCCGGUCGGCACACUUAUUACUGGGACCACUUUUAACGUGAUAACGUCAGAUCAGCUGCCACAUUUCAAGCCUAUGAUAUGUGUUGAUAAUGGGUUUAUAUCAGGUGGGCCCGUAGCUGUGUCAGAUGACAUAAAACCAACUCAUAUCGUGAUCCAAAACCCUUCUUCACCAGUGACAAGGCCAGAGGAGAGUAGCUCUAGCGCAUCAAGUGCCCGACAUACGGGCGCUCGAUCAUGGGCCGAGACUGCCAGCAUGCCAAUACUGCCAAUUCGAUGUAAAAAUACGCCAGCUGAGCUUCAUAAACAAAGAUUUGGGUCUGGGGGUAGAGGGAGGUGUAUUAAAUAUGGAAUGGAAUGGUACACUCCAAGUGAAUUUGAGGCCUUAUGUGGAAGGGCUUCUAGUAAAGACUGGAAGAGGUCUAUUAGGUUUGGAGGGCGCAGCAUCCAGGCACUGAUAGAUGAGGGAAUACUAACCCCUCAUGCAACAAGCUGUACUUGUGGGGCUUGCUGUGACGACCAGUCAGCUAUGGGACCUGUGCGGUUAUUCACACCUUACAAAAGGAGAAGACGUCACAAUCAGGACGGAGAAGAGAAGAAACCAAAAUUAAAAAGAGAAUCAAGUUUAGGAGAUGGUGAAGUUGACAACAUACACCAGAGCAGCAACAAUAGCAAUAAUUCUAAGGAAGCCUGGCAAACUAUUGCUGAGGGCUUAGACACAAAUACUGACUACCAUUUAUUAGAGAAUCCAGAUACCAAUGCAGAAUCUAUAUCAGGUCUUCCCGAUAUGAGUGGAGUACUCAAAAGACUCGACGACAUCGGUCAAUCUCUCGUAAGGCUCGCGUCAGAAUUAAAACAAUGCGUCGAAGAUGUUCGUGUUGUCAAUGCUCGGCAACUAGAGCGCCUAGAGCAAGAAAGAGCGGCUGCGUUGCUUGCCGCGAGUGUGGACGCACAUGUAGACGCGGAACAUGUAUCUCUGCACAACGUGGAAGACACUGAAGCAAAAAAGUGUGCGAAUUGCAACCGCGAGGCGUCGGCUGAGUGCUCUCUCUGCCGACGUACGCCGUACUGCUCGACAUACUGCCAGAAGAAGGACUGGGCGGCCCACCAGAUUGAGUGUUUGCGCUCUGUGCCCACCAUUCACGCUGAUCCUCAACAACAUCAGUCAAUAAUGCUGAUUGUCGAGAGCCAACAUCAGUAGCGAAAUUUAACACCUUGGACCGUUUAACACCGGACCGACCUACUGAA
Molecule: messenger RNA, 1840 nt
Organism: Spodoptera exigua (beet armyworm)
Lineage: Eukaryota; Metazoa; Arthropoda; Insecta; Lepidoptera; Noctuidae
Source: the annotation of a GenBank genome assembly